Aspergillus sclerotioniger CBS 115572 is the source of this 915-nucleotide messenger RNA. Its product is annotated as NAD(P)-binding protein. The transcript is spliced from 7 exons. Bases 73 to 915 code for a protein of 280 amino acids. Lineage: Eukaryota; Fungi; Ascomycota; Eurotiomycetes; Eurotiales; Aspergillaceae. The record is from RefSeq and is a predicted model, not a curated record.
CAUCAUCUUGAAGUCGCAAUACAUUCAUAUCGAGAAAUACCAGAAUUCAAUAACCGAGAAUAUAGAAUUUGAAUGGCCAUCACCGCGGAAUCUUUCAUGCCUGAUCUGUCUGGCCAAGUAGCCUUAGUCACAGGCUUCGGUACCAGCAUCGAGCUGGCAAGAAAAGGCGCUCGUGUUUAUAUUGCAGGCCGAUCCGAGUCAAAGUACCAAGACACGGUCCAGACUAUUAUCGCUGAAUAUCCUGCCGCUGAUGUUAGAUUUCUUCCUGUGGACCUGAUGGAUCUCGGUAGUGUCUCGAGAGCAGCGGAGAUUGUCAUGCAACAGGAAAGCAGAUUACACCUUCUUGUCAAUAAUGCCGGAGUGAUGUGCACUCCCUAUGAAGAAACAAAAGAUGGGUUUGAGAUGCAUAUUGCGUUUGCGGAUGAUUCUGUAGCUGGAACUGUCCGAAUUGUCAAUGUAUCAAGCGACGGGCAUGAAAAGCUUGCGCCGAAACGGGGAAUCAUCUUUGAAGAUGCCAAUUUGAAAGGUGACUACUCGGUCUGGACUCGAUACGGCCACUCAAAACUAGCCAAUGUUCUUUACACAAAGGAGCUGGCCAAAAGAUACCCAAACAUCUUAUCUUUUUCCGUACAUCCCGGGACAGUCAAAACAAAUCUUUCACAAGGUCCCCUAGCUUCAAUCCCUCUGUAUCAUUUUGUGAAGCCGUUGGUGGAGCUUGGGGCACCAGGCCCUCGGAAGGGGGCAGCAAAUAUCCUGUAUGCUGCUGUCUCAGGAUCCCUAAGUUCCUCAGAUAACGGAAGCUAUUUUCUUCCUGUUGGAAAAAUGAUAAAUGCAAGUAGGAGCGGAGAGGAUUUACAGAUGGCACAUAAACUCUGGGGAUGGACUGAGGAAGAAAUGAGAAGUAGGGGUUAUUGA